Leptosia nina is the source of this 747-nucleotide messenger RNA. The record is from the annotation of a GenBank genome assembly. NCBI's taxonomy places the organism in Eukaryota, Metazoa, Arthropoda, Insecta, Lepidoptera, Pieridae.
AUGGCUGGGCUUGGAAGAGAUGGCCAAGGGCCAAUUGUGGGAAAGCUGGAAUCCCAAAUAUAUUGUAUAAAGUAUACGCUGUUCUGCUUCAAUGUUGUGUUGUGGCUCUUCGGCCUAUCCAUCUUUGCUCUAUGUCUGUGGAUAUGCGUGGAACCAGGUUUCAACGAGUGGAUGAAGAUACUUGAACUGCAGAAGUAUUUCAUCGGUAUUUACAUCAUCUUAAUAGGAACUCUUGGGAUUAUGGUGGUCGCAUUCCUCGGAUGUGGUUCAGCGUUGAUGGAGAACAUUCAAUUAUUGUAUAUUUACAUAGCAACGCAAAUAGGUCUAUUCGUGUUUGGUCUGAUUGGAGCUUGCGUUGUCCUAGACUUCUCGACUUAUGACUCAAGCAUCCAGCCUAUCAUCAAAGAAGUACUCGUGAGGCUCAUCAAUAACCCGCAGCACGAAGGGAGUCGGGACAUUUUGAGAAUGGUUCAAGAAGGAAUCGGAUGUUGUGGUGCUGAUGGUCCGAUGGAUUACCUAAACUUGAACAAACCCUUGCCAUCCGAGUGCCGGGACUCGGUCACCGGAAACGCAUACUUCCACGGAUGUGUUGACGAGCUCACUUGGUAUUUGGAGGGAAGGACUGGCUGGCUGGCCGGAAUUGUUCUAGCCUCUUGCAUGAUUUGCGUCAUAAACGCCGUUAUGUCCCUCGUUCUUAUUCAAGCUGUAAAGAAAGAAGAUGAUGAAGCAAUAACGUAUAAGAAUUAG